This is a messenger RNA of Podarcis lilfordi (Lilford's wall lizard), 4399 nucleotides long. The record is from the annotation of a GenBank genome assembly. Lineage: Eukaryota; Metazoa; Chordata; Lepidosauria; Squamata; Lacertidae.
AUGCACAGAGCGCGCCUCCCUCCCGCGCUGACGCGGCUGCGAGGCGGGGGCGUGGGCCGGGAGCGGCACGUGGCGGGCGGGCGGUGGGCGUGGCCGCGGCGCCGGAGGCUCCUUUGUCCGGGCGGCCAUUGGCUGGGCGGGGCGGGGGGCGGGGCGUGGGCGGGGCGGGCGCGGCGCUGAGGGGCGUCGGAAGCGGGCGCGGCCAGAAGGGCGGAGAGCGGCGCCCGGGAUGGGAUGGGGCCCCGGAGGAGACGCCCCCCCACGGGCAGCCCCCCCACGGGCCGCGCCUCGCCCUCCGACCCGGGGGGGGCCCUGAAGACCCGCCGCAGCCGGGCGGAGACGGUGAGCGGGGGGGGGCGGCGAUCGGGGGCUGGGGGGGGCUUUUCUGGGGGGGGAGCUGCCCCCUUUCCCGCCGCCGGGACCCCCGAUCCCCCCCCCCCCGCCGGGUCUUUGUCUUUGUCCUCCGGGCUGCUGCACCUGACGGGCACCCGCACGCCCCCUGCCCUUCUCAGCCGCUGCCCCAUGGAUAUGGGCUUUUCUGGGGGGGGGGAGCUGGGCUCCUAUUCCUGCCGCCGGGACCCCCGAUCCCCCCCCCUCCGCCGGGUCUUUGUCUUUGUCCUCCGGGCUGCUGCACCUGACGGGCAUCCGCCUGCCCCCCCACCCCUCUGCCUUCCUCAGCUGCAGCCCCAUGGAUCUGGACCUGGACUAUCAGCGCCCCACGCCCCCCCCGCCACCGCCGGGGUUUUUUUUGGGGGGUGGAGGGAGCUGGCCGCACCCCUUCUGCCCCCAGGACCCCCGAUCACCCCGCCACCCCCUCCCGACGGGACAGGGCGUCUCCGCGCGGCUCUUUGUCCUCCGGUCUGCUGCACCUGACGGGCACCCGCCUGCCCCCCUCCCCUCUGCCCCCCUCAGCCGCAGCCCCAUGGAUCUGGACCUGGACUAUGAGCGCCCCAACGUCGAGACCAUCAAGUGCGUGGUGGUGGGCGACAACGCCGUGGGCAAGACCCGCCUGAUCUGCGCCAGGGCCUGCAAUGCCACCCUCACCCAAUACCAGCUGCUGGCCACCCACGUGCCCACCGUCUGGGCCAUCGACCAGUACCGCGUGUGCCAGGAGGUGAGGCGGGCCGGGGGGGCCGGGGAGACCCUUUCCCUUCUCUUCCUCCCGCCACUUCCUUUGUGAUGGACCCCCCACCCACCUGUCGCCCCCCCAUGCCCGCCCCUAGGUGCUGGAGCGCUCGCGGGACGUGGUGGACGAGGUCAGCAUCUCCCUGCGACUCUGGGACACCUUUGGGGACCACCACAAGGACCGGCGCUUCGCCUACGGCAGGUGAGUCUCCCCAGGUGGGCAGGGACAGGUGGAGUUGGAAGGGACCCCCAAAGCUCAUCUAGACCAACCCCACCCAAUGUAGGGGUCGCAGCAAAAGCUCCAAUGUAAGAGAGCCUGCCCCAUUCCUUGUCCCUCCUACUCUGGCUGGCAGCGGCGGGCAGCUUUAUCUGGAGUGGGUGGGAGGGAGGGAACGGGCCUGUGCCCACUGGCACUAGGAGGGCAGGAGAGAGGGAGACCCACGGGAGGUGGAGCCCAGACAGAGGGCCGCCUGCUUCCCGCCUCCUCCCCCCUGGGACCUUUACCAUGCCAGGCACGUGUCCCAGGCUGGGUCUGCUGCAGCCGGUCUCCCUUGCAGGAGGGCUUGGCCAGAGAGAGGGGGGUCCCUGGGCAUGGCGCCCGCCCUCCCUCCCUGAGGCUUCUCUUUCUCUCCCCCCACCCAUCUGGGGACGGGGAGCCAGGCAUGAGCAGCAAGAUUUGCAGCCUGGGGGUGGCAGGCAGGGGGCUGAGAAAGGGGUGUCUUGCAGCCCUCUGGGGGAAGGGUCCGAGGGGGCUGGCUGGCUGUGGUGGUGAUUUCUUGCACGGAAUCAUGGAAUUGGAAGAGACCCCCAAAGGCCAUCUAUCCCAACCCCACGCAAUGCAGGAAUUGCAACAAAAACAUCCCCGACAGAUGGCCUGGAGAGGAAGCCCCCCUCCCCUCCCUUCGCAUGUCCUAUGCGUUCCACUUCCGGGUGGGUUGCGCUAUCCUUUGGCCUUCCUGGGCUGGGCUUGGGGGGGGUGUGGUUGGGUGUUUCACCCCCCCUCCCUGCUCUCUGCCAGGCCUCUCCUGGCCCUGGAACCCGGCCUGGUGCCCUGCUGCCUCCCACUCACGUUCUCCACGUUCACAACUUGGCUGCUGAGGCUUCCAAAAUUCUUGAAGGGGGGGGGAGGCCAUCUCCUAUUUCACAUCUGCCCCGGAGACUGCAGCCUCUUUCUCGCAAGGAGCCUCCUCUCACUUCCCCAGGUGUAGAGAAAGACCCCCUUCUCCACUUUCUGUGGAUUUUCACCCUUGGGCUCCCCUUUGGCAGAGCAGGUGCUCCCUGGCUCAGGCUGGCAGCUGCAAGUUGGCUGGGCCACCUGGCCUUGUCACUCUUAGUGGAGCACGAGGCUCUGAAUCUCAGGGCUGUGGGUCUGAGCCCCACGUUGGGCAAAGGAUUCCUGCAUUGCAAUCCCUUCCAACUCUGAUUCUCUCUUGGAGAUCUCCCUGCCCGAUCAGCCGGAAGCGGGCACCCUGGCUUCUCCAUGUGCGCUAUGCCAACCGGGCUUGACCGCUUGUCUGCCCUUGAUCCUUCCGAGUCCUGGCUCUCUGGCCCUUGCGCCACAUCAUGGGGCUCUGGGAAUAGAAAUCCCACCCUCUUCCUCAUGGGCCGAGUGCCAGUCUGUGCCAGCGGUGGUGGGGCUUCACCCACCUGCCUUCUCCCCCCGCAGGUCGGACGUGGUGGUGCUGUGCUUCUCCCUGGCCAACCCCAACUCCCUGCGACACGUGACCAGCAUGUGGUACCCCGAGAUCAAGCACUUCUGCCCGCGCACCCCCAUCGUGCUGGUCGGAUGCCAGCUGGACCUGCGCUAUGCUGACCUGGAGGCUGUCAACCGCGCUCGCCGACCGCUGGCCAAGUAGGGGCACCAAGACACACACACACACCCAUGAUGCUCUCGGGGCUGUGUGCCAAACAAGAGGCCCGUUCUUGGGGGUCUGGUGGGCGAUGCCCCCCAGGGGUGGGUUUGCUAGGAAACGAAGGAGGUUUCAGCUUCAGAGCCACUCAUUCCACAAGUGUGUAGUUCACAUUGCUUAACAAUUUUACUUUAAUAAGUGCAGCAUGUACAGUAGACUUGCCGGUUGCGAUUUGGCGCUUCUGCGCAUGCGCAAAGCACGAUUUGGCGCUUCUGCGCAUGCGCGACCCCCGAAUCCCAGAAGUAACCCAUGCCAGUACUUCCGUGUUUUGACGGGUCCGUAAUCCGAAAAAAAUACAACCUAAAGCGUCUGAAACCCAAAGUAUGACUGUACAUAUAUAACGUUUCCUUAAUUUUCAUCCCCGCCCCCAUAACUUGAAAACUAUGGGACGUAGGAAACUUUUACUCACACAUGUGAGAUAAUCCAGGACAGCAGUUUUAAUCAAAAUCUGAGAAGCGGUAGUUACAUUCCUUUUAAAAGGUCUGUCAUUGAAGAUGAUGGCGAGGUUUUCCCAGACCUCGUUCCUUGUUGCGAAGGGGCCCCCACGACAGUUCAAGCGUCCGGGCCCCCGAAAUGUAGGCCUGCCCCUGAUCCCGCCUUGUCCCCUAGAAUAAUUGUGUAGGGUGACGGUUAGAGUUGGACGAGGCCUUGGGAGACCAGGGUUCGAAUCCCCGCUGAGCCGAAUAGCCUGUCUGUGAGCAGUCAGCCUCUCUCAUCAGCCUUGCAGGGUGGGGGUUGCUCUGAGGACAAAUGGGGAGGGGGAGAACCAUGCGCACCCCCUUGGAGGAAAAAGGUGUCCUGGUAAUGCAAAAAUUGAAUAUGAUUUGGUGCUUCCCCUGUCUCAGCCCGGAGAGGCUCUGCCUGGCAUCCUUUUGCCCUGACCCCCCUGCCCUUUCCUCUCCUCGCCCCCCAGGCCCAUUAAACCGUCGGACAUCCUUCCCCCCGAGUGUGGGCACGAGGUGGCGAAGGAGCUGGGCAUCCCCUACUACGAGACCAGCAUGGUGGCUCAGUUUGGCAUCAAGGACGUCUUUGACAACGCCAUCCGCGCCGCCCUCAUCUCUCGCCGCCACCUGCAGUUCUGGAAGUCCCACCUGAAGAAGGUGCAGCGGCCCCUGCUGCAGGCCCCCUUCCUGCCCCCCAAGCCGCCCCCGCCCGUCAUCCGCAUCCCGGAGCCGGCGCCCGGAGAGGGCAGGGGCCCCGACGCCCUCUUCCGCCAGCCGCUGUGCGCCGACGUGGUCUUCUGCCUGCAGGGGGGCCACCGGGUCUUUGCCCACCGAGUCUACCUGGCCACGUCCUGCUCCAAAUUCUACGACCUCUUUGCGCUGGACUCUCCCGAGCCGCGGGCGCCAAGGAACCGGCGGUGA